AUGUCAAACUCUUCAAGCCUUAGGUCAACCGAUAUCCCCCAUCUUCCAGAAAUCCUGGUCCACAUUGGAUUUAUGUUAACCCCGCCCGACCUACUCAGCUGCGUUCAAGUCUGCCGACUCUGGAACGACAUCUUUGUCUUGCCCCUCUACCACACUCUCGACGACUCCAAGUACUCGUGGCCGAUCAUCAUGAGCGAGUACGAUUCCGAGGACGCCGUGGGGAAGAAGGACGAGGAAUGGAUCAGGAAAGUGUUUGACAAACAUGGCCACCUUGUUCGCCACUUUUCGGUAUCGUGGACCCUGCUGAUCGACUGCGCCUUCGACACUGGGACGUUUACACAGCUUCACUCCAUCUCGACGUCGUUUAUUGGGGUGAGGCAGUCUAGGCGAAAGCAGAUCGAGUUUCAGCACAGGAUGAGCCUGGUUAAUGAUGGGCAUGGACUGCCGUUUGUGUCGGGCUGCGCGGAAGUUGCUCGGAGGGUCUUGUUGUCUCCACUUUUUACAGAUGCACUCACACCAAAAUCUGCCGGGCGGAGCACAGUGCGCGAGCAGGAGCAGAACUGGGAGACUAUUCAAAAGCUCUUAUUGCUGGUAACUCACAACCCUGGAUUGAAACGACUUCAGUUGGACCAAUCCCUCAAGAACCUUGCCGGCAUUAAGGACAUUUCGUGUAUCUACCAGAUCUUGAGGACGCUACCUGAGCUGGCCACCUUCGAGAGCGACUUUCUUGCCGUCGAUUUCGGUCGCGUUCUGGACUUUGCCCCAAAACUGCACACCUGCAACUUUGCAGUAACAAUCAACAGCAGUAAUUUUCUCUUGACGACACCAUAUCUUCAACUGCAGUCAUUGAAUGUGGACAGCUACAUGGAGAGCCGCACUUUCUUCACACUUUUGAACAACCUUCCUCGUCUCGGCCGCCUCAGCUUUCAUGGAUUCAGCAACCGCUCGGAAUUUUGUGUGGUUAGUCCCAGGAUUCUCAACAACAUCCCGAGUAGACUACGUGUCCUUCGAUUCCACCACCAAACCAACACCAAAGACCAACAUAUUGCCGACCACGUCUUGCCAUGGCUACCGCAUCUGACCGAGUUCCGCAUCAACAUACUCACAACCACCAUCGCAUGGGCUCUUGUUCACCACUGUCCUAUGCUCGAGAUCUUUGAGGCCACCAAUGGAGAGUCGCUUCACGAGGAGUACAUAAACCGACCGCUGCUCGAGAUGGGCACUGCGAGCAUUCUCUUUUCGGGCUGCCCUCGCCUCAAGGUCUUUGAUGGGAUCCAUCAUGAAAUCGACGCGGAGAAAAUGAUCACGCUCCCAAUCGUCUGCGAGGAGUUAGUGGUUUUUCGUUGCCAGAUCCGAGGAGUACCAAGACUGACAUCUACCGAACAGAGAUCCAUCAGGACUCAGGAGACGGGCAGUUCGACUUUGAAGGACGAACAGGAAGCAGAAGAAGCCGCCCAAAGGGAUUACGACUAUGGAAGUCCAUUCGCCGAUACCUUGGAGCUGUCUCUUGAUUUUGGUCUGGACCGCCUUGGAGUGCUGACUGACUUGGAGGUGUUUGGGUUCGAGAGUUUGGAUCACAGGAUCGGAAGAGUUGGAAAACUGAAGGCCGCAGUAGGUAUAGCACCGCCACAUCCUGUGAUCAUUUAUCCCCCUAUUUUUCAUGCUUUCAACUCUUUUCUCAACAACUCUCUGAUGAUGCCCGAAAUCCUGCAAGCCAUCGCCAUCCAUCUAGACCCUCCAGACCUCCUCACCUGCAUCCAAGUCUGCAACCUCUGGCACAAGACCCUCCUCCCAGCCCUAUGGCACACUAUCGACGACCGCAAGUACGCUUGGCCCACCAUCCUGUCUCUCUACGACUCGGAAGACUCUCUCGGGGAACAGGAUGAAACCUGGCUGCGAGAUAUCUUUUCAAAGCAUGGAUAUCUGAUUCGACACCUCAUUGUCACCUGGAAGAUCCUGGUCGAUAUCUCCAGCGACAGCAGUAGUUGCUGUAACAACGUCCAGGUCCUGUCGACGUUUGAUGUCAGCGAUAACAUCACCGAGGAGGAAGAGCGGGAGCAAAGGUGGUAUAGUAACCAAAUUAUGGGUCAAACCGCGACAAGAUACCGACCCGGGAAUCCGACCGCCCAGACAGGGAAGACCUUGCUGCCUCUGUUCGAAGGGAUGCUGGCACCCUUGAAGGCCAACGACCGUACACCCGAUCAGCAGAAGAGAGACUUGGAGACUGUGCAGCGGUUCUGGAUGCUAGUGCGACAAAACCUCGGUCUGAGGAGUCUGCGACUGGACGGAGGGCUCAAUCGCCUAUGUGUUAUCAAAGACCCACAGUUUAUCUAUGAGAUCUUGGGACCCUUGCUACAAUUCUGUGAACUUGAGAAUAAUGUGGUCGUUCUUGACCGACAGCGACUUUUGGAUUUGCUUCCAGGAUUGCAAACAUACCGAACAAAUUUCUCUGAAUGA
Linnemannia hyalina is the source of this 2457-nucleotide messenger RNA. Lineage: Eukaryota; Fungi; Mortierellomycota; Mortierellomycetes; Mortierellales; Mortierellaceae. The record is from the annotation of a GenBank genome assembly.